CUGCGUUGUCGGCAAGCGCUCGUCAUUGUAAAGAUACGAAUUGUCAAGGAACAGACUAACAGACUAAGUGCCUGACUGACUGAAGAGAUUGUACUCUGCUUUCUCGGUAUGCCGACCGACCGAGAGACACAUUCACCCUAUCUUAUCUAGGCCAGUAGUCUUUGCCUAUACCGGAAGCAUUCGGCACGUCUUCAUCUCGUCUAAAAUAUUCAUGAGCCUGAGGCACACAGGCCACUCCGAGACGGAAGUCACUGCAUAACAGUAGCUAUAUGGGCUUGUCUGGUGGAAUGGGGAGGUUCAUUUGGAGGAAGGCAAACUCGACGCAGUUGCCGCCAGCAUGCUGCAACCCACGCACACACGGACAUACAUGUCCAAGAAAUGUAUUCUUCCACCUGGAUAUUCGGCUCUUUGUGGAACAUGACGUAUCUGCACCAAUAGUAUCACACGCGACACCGAGGCACACACAUCUAUGCACGUCUAUGUUCAUUUGUGUGCGUGUGUCUGUGGCCUGACCAACCCGUUGUUCAGAAAGGCGGUGAGCAGCUCCCUGUUCAUUUCGACCACCUGCUGUUGGUGGUCGCCGUACACAUGAACUUCUAUCAGCACCUGUGGGUGACACAUACACACACAGAGAACCGACGUGCACCUGUGUGACGACGCAUCUCUAUGGGGGUGGUCCUUCCUUGCCUGGCGUAUUGGUGGCCUUUUCCUCCACUCUCCGCUCGUCAGAAGCGGGGUCAGCGACUUGAACCUAGAUGAGCACAUACACAAAGUACAUGGAGGGAUGCGUGUGUGUGUGUGUGUGUGCCAUCCUCGUUCUCUUUGAGUCCGCUUGCUCACUCGGCCCCCUCGACAUCGAUCUUGAAUAUGUCGAUCUCUCGGCUCUCAUGACCCAGAGCACUUGCGACAUAGACAGACAGACAGACAGACACUAGCCUUCUGUGUGUGCUGCCCCGCUCUCACGUGAUGAUCUCGUUCAAGCCUGCUGUGAGGGGCCCCGGAUCGUCGGCCUUCAGGUUGGCCCUGAACACAUCAGACACGACACGAAACGGCACAACACAAACACCAUUCCUUUGGAUGGACCAUUCCUUUGGAUGGAAACGAGAAAGGCGUCCGGUGGCGCUUACCCCUUUCCCGGCUGGUCGAUGCCCCAUCUAUGAAAGUGGACAUGCUCGGGCUUGGCCUCCGGAACCGCCACAGUGUGAUCAAACUACGCAUGCCCGGACAGAUACCAAGGACAGACAUCGAUGAAGGGCCAGUCUUGUGUGUGUAUUCUGUGUGCAUACGGUGUGGACUUCGCAUCCGAGUGUCUUGUGUACGCUGUCCUCGAACGACCACUGAGACACAGGGAUGGAACGCACAGCACAUGAGGUGGAAAAGGCCACCCUUAUGUACCUCGUUGGACCCACCCACAGAGUACACCAAGCAUGGCUCGCCUGAUGCGUUGCUGCGCGACCGGAUCCUGCGCGCAGAUGUGCACCACAUGUGAAGCCAUAAACGAGUAUCCGCUGUCUGUCUGCGCGUGUAUGCAAUGCGCAUGUGAGUGCGGGCGGUACCCACCGGUCAGGAUCGCAGACCCACUUUCCACCGUCACCAAGGGUGCCCAAUCGCACCUCAAACCUGCCACACGUUAGUGUGUGCACACGUCGACGAGCGUGUGUGUGGCUGCAGCCCUCACUCGCAGCUCCAAUCGGGAUCGAAGAACAUCUGGUAGAAGGUCUGGCCAUUGGCCCCGCUGAUCUUGCUAAGCCACUUGGGGUCCAUCUGCGGAGAGACACACAUGAGUACACUCAUGAACGUACACAGAAUCCUUGUCGUAUAUCUAUGUGCACCUGUCUGUGCCACAUGACGGCUCUGUUCUUCUUUCUCAGCUCCCAUCUCUGCGCCUCCGUGUAUUGGCUCGAAUCGUAGAAUCCAAGGGACUCCUGCACACCAUCAACAUUCGCCUUCCCAUUUUCAUUACAUGUUUGUACCCCAGCCAUGAGAGCGAAGGCAGCGGGCGAUGUGGCAGCACUCUGCUGCUUGGUGAUCUGCCGCUGUUGGUCCCUCGACGACGUGACAGACGACCGAAGCCCCGAACCUGUGUGUCAACCGGGCAUCACGUGUGAUGGUGUGUCCUGUAUUGCACCUCUAAGCAGCUUCUGGACCAUCUGCGUGACCUGCCACUCGCCCACAAUGCCAUCGAUGCCAUCCUGUGUACAUAUACACAUACCAAAUUGAUAGGCAUAAGUCCUGGUCCGUGUGUAUACAAUGACGAAGGAAUGGCGUAUAGACAUGAGGGCUUAGCAAGAAGUGUGGCCCCGGUUGGCACGCUUACAUCACGUAGGUCACCAAGUUUGCGACGAAUGUCCUGCAAUGUUCGAUGAAGCAAAUUCACGUCGAUUAAUACGAAAACAAUAGCGGCGAAGAACAGGAAGACAGCUGUUCGCACCUCCACCUCCAUUUCUACUGAACUCUAUUUAUUAGUUACUAUUAG
Messenger RNA from Vitrella brassicaformis, 2476 nucleotides. The record is from the annotation of a GenBank genome assembly. NCBI's taxonomy places the organism in Eukaryota, Vitrellaceae.